CGCACACGAGUAUGACGUCAUGCGCUCGGACCGAGCCGUGACCCGCUGCUCCGGCUAUGCUAGGGGUCCGUGGCGACAGAUGUUCCGCUUAAAGCACAGCAAAAAAUCCGUUAUUUGAUAAAUGUAACGCGUUAUAACGGUAACGGUUCGUCGGUUAUAGAAGGUAACCAAUGUGACGGCAGCGACCCUCGUGUUUAGUGGCGCGUGUGUUUAUAUUUUUAAGUUUAUCUCGGCUAGCUGGCGGGCUAACUUCAGCUUGUUUUUCAGCUAACCGAAAGUGAAACGGGGAAUCGGAGCUGCACGAAAAUUCGUCUCUAAAUAUCUCCAAUCGAGGUAAUUUUGGUUUCGGUCGUUAAUGUCGCGUGAGUGACGGUUGACGUGUGAAAGCAUCGGUGGUUGUCGUUACUUCCGUGUCUCGUGUUGACGUUAACGGGGUGCAGCUGUGAUUUAAGCUCGUGUUACUCUAAAUGUUUACUGUAAACGGAGCAGCUGUCGCACUAAAGUCCGAUGUGAAGACGUUAGAGAGUCUAUUACGUGUUUGUGUAUCGAUGACGGAGGAUUAAUGUAGUAUUUAGACAGAGUGAGACCAUUUAAUACUGUUUAGAUACAGAGCAACAUCUGUCAUACAAUAAUAUUUUAAUAUUUGACAUGGGGCUCCAGCUAAAAGCUAGGACCGGUUUUAUGAUGGGUCCCAUAUUUCAUUGUAACACCUGUGAGGCCUGAUGUUACUCUUCAUUCAGAGACACUUUAAACUCUACAGCGAGACAUAAACACGGUUUCUUCCUGGUUUUUAGCAGCGGCUUGACUCUUCAUCAUGGACCCCUGAAAUCGUCAGGCUUCAGCGACUCAUCAGGUCGCUGCUUGUGUUUUUUUUUUGGGACCGGAGGUCACAGUUCAGACUAUAACUUGUCUGACCUCCCAAGCAGAGGGAGCGAGCAGAUGGGGAACGCUUGCUGUACCAAUGAGAGACCCUGUGGAAGUGUGGAGGAAAAGAGCGAUUUGCUGAAAGAUGACUCGAAGGUCAUGGGGCCCUCGGGUGAAACCGGUGUGGUGGGCACCUGUGGCCCUGUAGGACAGGAUGGCAUCAGAAAAAUGCCCAAUGAGGCCGACACGAAGGUGGAGGAGGCUGUGCAGGUCAAGCGGAGUCCCGAGGCUGCAGAGACGGAGCCCAAUAACACUCAGGAGAACGGAUCCCUGCAGAAGGAGGUCCCACAAACGGCGACGCCUUCUCCCAGCAAAGUGUCCGAACUGAAAGAAAACCCUGUCGGGGUACGAGACGACGACGUGAAGGACCGUCCUGCACACAGUGGACCAGCUGAACUCAUGCAAUGCACUUUAAACUCCCUGCAGAAAGAACACGCCACAGUUGAUUGGGAGGUUUUUACAGCAGCGACCGCGGCAACAGAACAAGAAAAUCCAGUCUCGGAGCAGGACGAGACCCCCGAGAGCAGCUCUCCUACAGCAGAGGCAGCUCGCCCUGAAAAGCUUGCUGAGACAAACACAGAAACAGAGCACAUUACACUGGACAAUACUCAUGAUGAUGAUGAGGAAGAAGAAGAAGCAGGAUCCAAAGUCACUAUGGAAAACACUGUAGCUGAGCCAUCAGGGGAGUUUUCUCAAAACAAUGAAGUGAUGUCUGUGCCAAACCCUCAGCUCACUGCAGCAGCUGCUGAGACGACGUCCGUCUCUGUCAGUCCGGAGAACGACGAAGAGUCUCCGGCCUGUGCAGUGACGGAGGAUUCAGAGAAUGGCAGUCCUUCAGUGUGCAAGGAGGGUGGUCUUGAAGUCAUGAAGAGCCACGAGGUUUGCGAGGCUCCUCCUGGAUCAGAGCCCACGGGACUUGACCACAGUGGCGAGGAACGAGACCCCGCCAACUGUGUCAGGGAGCCGGAGCCCACAGCGCCGUCAGACGCCAGCGAGAGCUCAAAGUCUGACCGGGAGGCCGAGCCAGAUGUUGAGUGUGCAACAAUGAGCUCUAAGGAGGUCACUUCCUUGGAGGACAUCAAACAGGAAAUUGAGGAGGAAUUGAUGGUGGAAGGGCAGGUCAAAGAAGAAGAUGUUCCCAAAGUUGAGGAGGAGAUUAAGGAGGAGGCGGCGGAGGAGGAGGCAGAUACCGAGACUGGUAAAGAUGCUGAGAUCCAGGAGGUCACGGGAAAAGAGGAGCAGCCGGCAGUGAGCGUGUCCCCUGAUGUGAACGCUGCUGAGGCAUCUGCCCGAAAGGAGGAAGACUCUUCUGGAGAUGGCAUGGGGAACAGUGAAGAAGAUCUUUACAGAGGCGCUGAGGAGCUGUCGGCAUCACAACACAAUAAACCAGAAACUACAGUUGUAAAGGUGGAGGACCGAUGCAGUUUGGGUCCGCUGGUCGAGAUUCUGUCUUACAGCGAGCGAGAGUGGAAAGGAAACACCGCCAAAAGUGCCCUCAUUAGAAAGGGUUAUAAGGAGAUGUCCCAGAGGUUUGGCAGCGUGAGGCGAGUGAGGGGCGAUAACUACUGCGCCCUCAGAGCCACGCUGUUCCAGGUGCUCUCCCACAGCGCCCAGCUGCCCGCAUGGCUGCAGGAGCAGGACGUCAACCUGCUGUUGAAGCAGCUCGAGGCCCAGGAAGGUCUGAUUAGCCAGUGGACAUUUCCUGGAGACCGCCUGCAGGGAGACGGGACAGGAGACGCCACCCUGCAGCUGAAAGGCUACAUGGAGCUUCUUCGAAAUCAGUGGCAGGCGGCAGUGGACUGCUCCUCCGCUGCGGAGCGUCAGCAGCUGUGCGAGCGAGUGUUUCGGGGAGGCGAAGAGGAGCUGGGCCUGCUGGAGGCGCUCAAGCUGCUGAUGCUGGGCAGAGCGGUGGAGCUGCACGGCCGCAUGACGGGCGGCGGAGACGUCCCGCUCUUCUGCUGGCUGCUGUUCGCUCGGGACUCGUCCGACGGCCCGCGCUCGUUCCUCUCCAACCACCUCAGCCACGUGGGCCUCGGCGCCGGGCUGGAGCAGGUGGAGAUGUUCCUGCUGGGCUACGCCCUGCAGUGCACCAUUCAAGUUUACAGACUGUACAAGGCCGACACGGAGGAGUUCGUCACGUACUACCCGGACGACCACAAGGACGACUGGCCGUCUGUGUGCCUCGUCACGGAGGACGAUCGCCACUACAACGUGCCGGUUGUAGAAGCUGCAGGAGAGCGACAGGAGCCGCUCGGCUCCAGCUGAUUGGCUCUGCACGCUCCUGCCAUACAACACACUCCUCAGGUCAAUCAAGGUGAAUUAAUUCACGCCAAUUAAAAGGAAUGUUGGGACAUUUUUGCUUCCUUGCUGAGUUUAAUGAGAUGAUCAAUAUCAUUCACGUCAGUCUAUUUAAAUGUGAAGCGACAGCCAGCAGCUGGUUAGCUUAGCUUAGCACAAAGACUGAAAACAGGGGGGAACGGCUAGCCUAGCCUAGCUCUGUCCGGACUGCUUCCAGUCUUUGAAGAAGGCUAACUGGCUGCCAGCUGUAGCCUCAUAUUUAAUGCAUUGGAGUCGUAUUGAGCUUCAUAUCUAACUCACGGCAGGAAAGUAAAGAAGCGUUUCCCCCAAAAUGUUACUCCAUUCGUUUGGAGAAAAAAAAGAAAUGCUGAUUUGAGACCCUGUACAAGAUGUGGUUUACACUCUUUUGUACACACUGUACUGUAUACAGAGUUUUCUAUGUGGGUAAAUGUACAUAUAUGGAUCUGACAUCUCAGUUAAGUCCAGAUGAAUUAGCAAGGUGUCAUUUUGACUUUCAGGUGGGGGAGGGAAGCCCAAAUCUUCUGAUAAACUUUUCUUGUUCUACAUUUUUUUUUUCUUUCUGUAAAGUCCUGAUCAAAACAUAAUGAAGCUGCCAACCGCGCCAAAAUGAUUAGAUGGUUCGUGUUUACACUGGAAUUUGGGAACUUUCAUUUGUGUCUUGAUUUAUUUUCUUCCCAUUAUGUGAAAAAAAAGCAUUUUAAAUUAAGAGUAACAAGUGAAGGUUUUGAUUUAUCAGGUUUAACACCCGAUCGGAGGACUUGGAAGAUUAAUCGCAGCCUCUGUGUCAGAGGUGUGAUUUGUGAUGUGUGUGUGUGUGUCUGUGUAUGCAUGUUUGCGUGUGUGUUGAACUAAAUGUGUAACAUGUUGCCUUUAACCAAGCUGUUCUGAGGGCAAAAACAUGCCAAUCUUGCUGCAAAUACUGGCGACAGUUCCAACCACCAGCCACUGGAUUCAGUAGUUAACGCUCGCUUGGUCCUCCAUGUUGCCUUAGAAAUAAUGCACAAUAAGAAUGAAUGUUGGUUAUUGGCGAAAAUAGUCAGUUUUCUAGCCCUAACCCGAAGGUGAGCCGUUAACAGUAAAACCUUGAUUGUGGCAUUUGCAGGAAUCUGUCAGAUAUUUGGAUAAAAUGAAAGUACAAUUUUUCUAAGUCUUUUUUUGUUCCUCUUUGAUUUUCAUCAACUUGUUAUAGCUUUUAUUAAUUUAUGAGAACUAUUAACAGGAAUUUGAACUGAAGUUUCAGAAGUAUGCUACAGAAAAUGACAUUAAGUCUGUUUGGGGUCUCAUAGACUCAUUUCGGUAAAACCUGAUUAAAUACAAUGGAUUUUCCUAAGCUCUAAA
Cyclopterus lumpus (lumpfish) is the source of this 4581-nucleotide messenger RNA. RefSeq names its product nucleolin 2-like. Gene Ontology annotation, biological process: protein linear deubiquitination. The coding region runs from base 940 to 3189 and encodes 749 amino acids. The record is from RefSeq and is a predicted model, not a curated record. Gene Ontology annotation, cellular component: cytoplasm. The transcript is spliced from 10 exons. Gene Ontology annotation, molecular function: cysteine-type deubiquitinase activity. NCBI's taxonomy places the organism in Eukaryota, Metazoa, Chordata, Actinopteri, Perciformes, Cyclopteridae.